ACGUGUACUGCCCCAAAAGGCACAAAUCUGAAAAUUGGGUAUAAAAUUUCGGAUCUGCUUCAUCAAUCGGCAUCUUGGCUUUCGAUUCUCGGUAUCUCCAUCAGAUCCCCACAACUUGCAGUCUGAUCCAACGGUUCCUAUUGAAUCUCGCCUUCUCUCACCUCCCCCCAUAAAUCCUCCUUCCCCAGACCUCCUCGUUCUCCCUCAGUCUCUCGUAUUCAUUCGUACCCAACGCCCACAGAAUCCAAAACCUAAAAAGACAAGGAGACGUCUCAGACUCCAAAACUUCGAAAUGAACGUGUUGGAGUCUCCUCUCGAAGCUCUCGCUCUUAACUAUCUGAGCCUUGGCGUCCUCACCGUCGUAAAUAAUCUAUGGACGUGGGUCGCCGUCAUAACCGCCGCAUUCAGCUUCUGGAGAAUCAGAACCGCCGGCAGGUCCACCAUAUCUGCUGCCUUCCUGAAAUCCGGAGACUCUCCGCCUCCUCAUCGCAAUGAUAGAAGCUCAAGCCGAUCUGAGCCGGUUCCCGACGUGUCGUCUGAUGAGCCAACAGCUCCAGUUCCAGCUCCUAGUUCGGGAGUGGGGAUUGGAGAGGUUGAAUUCGACGGAGUGACUAAGGGGGCCAAGUUUGUUGCAGUGUAUAAGGGGGAAGAUAAGUGCAGUCAUGGGCUAACGGCGGCGGUGGAGAAUGAGUGGGAUGAGAACGGCGUGGCUGACCUCGUUGAGUGCGGAGAGUGGUGGGAGAGUUGGGACAAAGCAGCGUUGAGGAUGAGAACGGGGGAGAUGGGGUGGUACAGGUGCCAGGACAUGACGGUGUUAAACGGCAACGUCGUUAGAUUAUGGGAGGUUCCAAGGACGCACAAGGAAUGUAAUUAGGUAAAGACUGAGCUGUCUUGCGUGGUAGUUGGAUUUAGAUGGUGUUUGGGGGUUAGUUGCAAGUUUAUGAAAUUGUAUAUAUAUUAAAUAUAAGCUAUGUACUCUCGUUAGUUCCGACCAACCAAUCAUAUUCGAAAACAUAAUAAUAUUAUGCGAAUCAUGUUUGCUGUUCAA
Molecule: messenger RNA, 1048 nt
Organism: Carya illinoinensis
Lineage: Eukaryota; Viridiplantae; Streptophyta; Magnoliopsida; Fagales; Juglandaceae
Exons: 1
Coding region: 293-874 (193 amino acids)
Source: RefSeq, a predicted model, not a curated record